AGAAGAAAAUGAAGAAAUAAGAACACAUCAGCAAAAACAAGUUAUUUUUCCCUAUCAGUUAUUAUGUUUAAUUUUUUCAUCUUUUUCAGGCCAUGGAGAAGCUUGUGGACGCAGGACUGGUGAAGGCCAUCGGUGUGUCCAACUUCAACAUCUCACAGAUGGAAGAGGUUCUGACCAAUGGGAGGAUCAAACCAGCUGUCAAUCAAGUGGAGUCCCACCCCUACCUGGUGUGCAGCAAGCUUCUGAAGUGUGCUGCAGACAACAAUGUCAUCAUAACGGCAUUCAGCCCACUUGGCAGACCUGGGGAGGAGAGCCUGCAUGGUGUCAGUCCCCUCAAGGAUCCAAAGGUGAUUGCAAUCGCAGAAAAGCACAAGAAAACUCCAGCACAGGUGUGCCUCAGGUGGCAGGUACAGAGGGGCGUGGUUGUCGUCCCGAAGAGCACCUCACCUGCCAGGAUCCUGGAGAACUCUCAGGUACAUGUAAGAAAGUGGGACGGAUCAGCACUGCGGUCAGGAACAAGCAUCGGGUGCAGCAUCGGGCACAGCCAGGGCAACCCGGAUACAAACCUGAAUGACUGUGUGAAUCAUGAGAACCUGGGACUACCAACACUCCAGCAUGGCGACAAGUUGGAGUUUAAAGCCCGAGCGACCAACGGCGGUUAUGUCGUCAUCAACAACCACGACCGUUCGGACGGGGUUGUGACCCAGAACGCCCGUCAGUACUACCAUGGGUCAGAGGUCACCCACACUGCCCACUUCACCUAUGACCUCCGUGACCCCGCCCACUGCUCUGUUGCCAGCAGUUGCUCCUCCAAACUCAUGGAGAUCGGUCCUCCAUACACCAAAAAAGGCCAGAUCCAGCUUAGCUGGCCAGGCUGGAGUGACGAAGGUUCAGGUCUGGGCCGGUAUGAGUACGUGGUGUACAAGCUCCAGCCGUACGGAGAUGUGCUGGGUAUGAGGUCCGUCACUCCCGUCAUGUCAGGGUCUCAGAACGUGUCAAGAGGAGCAGGCAUGGUGGACGUGACACUGAGUGAACCAGGUACUUACUGCUUUCUCCUGACCGUUAAUGACGUUGCCGGAAACUAUCAGCGCGCCCGAAGGUUCCUGAUCUACGAUGACGUCAACAACGUGACGGUGGACGCGCACCAACCACUGUGGACCGACAGCGCUGCAGCAAACACGAGUCAUCUGUGGCAAACCAACCUACAGAACUCACUUGGCGCGGGGACUAAGGUAUCUCUGAAGUGGCCUGGACGGUACCGUAACCUGUUCCACCAUCAACACAAACUGCUGGCCUCCAUUGAGCCGUACGACCCUCCCAUUGCAGCUGGGUACGAGGAGGUCACUGGUCUUCCUCCAAUGCAAAGAUCACGACAGGCCAUUCCCAACGCUUAUGGAAUCAUCAUUGCUGAGAGUGCGUUCGCUGUAGACCACGCCGGUGGACGGAGCAUCACCACUCCACCGAACACUUGGACAACAGUGCCUGACGUCAUGGCAGAACGAGUUGAUCUGGACAUUCCUAGGGAAGACGGUGACUCUGUUCGACUGUGGCUGCAAGCCUAUGACGUCAUGGGAAACUUCGUUCAAGAGGAUGUCCUCCUUCACGUCGACUCCUCUCCGCCUGUGGUGCAGAACGUCUGGCUCAAGAAACACGGAGUAACAGCCUUGGUCGGAAAUCACUCAUCUGAUCUGUUCACAAUAAGGUUUGGAUUUGAGGCGUUUGACGACCACAGCGGACUACACAACAUCCACUGGAGUCUUCAGGACUUCCUCAACAGCUCCAUUGUACACGGGGAAGGGCAGUUGGCAGUCAGAAGACCAUCUGUCCUCCAUCCCGAGUGUGACCCGCCUCACUGCGCCUGCAUCCCGAAGGACAGCGAGUGUUACUUCCGGAACUACGAGAUCGUGCCCGACCUCAGCAAGAUGGACAUCCCUCUGGGGUCACAUGAUCACGAUUACGUCGUCGUGAUCACGGUGACCAACAAUGCAAAGUUGGUGACGACAGUCACGUUCCAGCCGGUGUGCUCUGAUGGCCUCUAUGUGGACGAGUUCCUGUUUUGUGAAACAGUCUACAACAACAAAUGUUAUCGGCAGUCAAAAGACGCCCUGUCCCACAAGGAGGCCUCUGCUGCCUGUGUCAGCAUUGGAGGGCAGCUGGCAGAUGUCAAGGAACCAUCAGACCAGGAUAUGCUGGCCAGCAUCAUCCAGCAGUCUAUCAAUGCCUCUUAUUGGACGAUCAUAAAGUCACAGCUUCCCCAUUUCUUUCACGGGGACGGAUUCCCCUUCUCUGUGCAGUCAUCUUGGAUGGCUGGAGAUAUCUACAGCCCCUUCGACAUAUGUGUGCUCCUGGACCGAGACCAGAAUUACGAAGGAGACUACCACGCCUGCACGGAACAACACAACUACGUCUGCGAGUCUCCUGUUACACCAUGCCAGCCUAACGUGUGCCAGAACGGAGGAAAGUGCAGUUCGUGUUUCGUCGGUUCUCCCGUGUGUGACUGUCCUCCGGGGUAUACCGGCCUUCUCUGCGAGACAGGUAGAUGCUUGGUUUCAUAG
Messenger RNA from Branchiostoma floridae (Florida lancelet), 2555 nucleotides. RefSeq lists its product as uncharacterized. The record is from RefSeq and is a predicted model, not a curated record. Lineage: Eukaryota; Metazoa; Chordata; Leptocardii; Amphioxiformes; Branchiostomatidae. Gene Ontology annotation, molecular function: oxidoreductase activity. The transcript has 17 exons. Bases 93 to 2555 code for a protein of 820 amino acids.